GGAGCGGGCCCCGCCGCCGCCUACCUCGCGGGACUGUGGUGCGGGGCGGCGGCGGCCCUCCGGGAGCGUCGGUCCGAGCGGAGCGGCCGCGUGCGGCCAUGGCGCUCAUCGAGGGCGUCGGGGACGAGGUGACGGUGCUGUUCGCGCUGCUGCUGCUGGGGCUGCUGCUGGGGCUGGCCUGGUUCUCCACGCGGACGGCCGAGCGGGAGGACGCCCUCCUCGCCCCCGCCCCGCCCGCCGGGGAGCUGCGCCGCAGGACGGGCCACGCCGCGCCCCCGCCGCCCCCCGCCGCGCCCGGCCCGCCCUGCCCCGCGGCGGACGACGACGGCGGCGACGACGGCGAGCCCGCCUUCGUGCUGCGGCUGAAGUUCCUGAACGACACGGAGCGCCUGGCGCGGGUCCGCCCGCAGGACACGGUGGGCGCCCUGAAGAGGGUUUACUUCCCAGGCCAGGAACAGCUGGUCCGCCUCAUCUACCAGGGGCAGCUCCUUCGGGACGAUGCUCAGACGCUGGCUGCCCUGCACCUCACCAACAACAGCGUGGUGCAUUGCCACAUCUCCCAGCACAGGCCGCUGCCAGGGCCCGCUGGCCCUCAGACCAAUGUUGACACUGCGCACGCCGCUCUGAAUGUGGGCAGCCUGAUGAUGCCACUCCUGGUGCUGAUGCUGGGUGCGCUCUGGUACUUCCAGCUGCAGCACCGCCACGUUUUCACGGCCACCGCCACCACCUGCCUGGCAGGCCUCACCCUCAUCUUCAGCUUCGUCGCCUUUGCUGUUUAUCGCAGAUAACAGCAGAGCCCGAGGCUGCCCGCUAUGGCCCACGCCAAGACUUGGUGCCAUCUCACCCUGGCAAGGGACCUUGAGUGCUGCUCUUUCCUCCUCCCCAUUGGAGGCCUAGGCACUCCUUGGCAGCCUUGUGCUUGCCUGAGCCACGGGGGAGGCCAAGGCAGCCUCUGGCAAGAUCGGCAGGCCACAUCUAGCUGUGGGGCAUCUGGGCCACCAGCCAUGGGAGAAGAGGUCCUUACUGGCCCAUGCUUAUUUUUCCAUUAAACCUGUCAAGGAAA
Candoia aspera is the source of this 1063-nucleotide messenger RNA. It is a transcript of the gene TMUB1, whose product is annotated as transmembrane and ubiquitin like domain containing 1. NCBI's taxonomy places the organism in Eukaryota, Metazoa, Chordata, Lepidosauria, Squamata, Candoiidae. The transcript is spliced from 2 exons. The coding region runs from base 99 to 788 and encodes 229 amino acids. Gene Ontology annotation, molecular function: protein binding. The record is from RefSeq and is a predicted model, not a curated record.